Messenger RNA from Daldinia caldariorum, 2012 nucleotides. RefSeq names its product ribonucleotide reductase inhibitor-domain-containing protein. The record is from RefSeq and is a predicted model, not a curated record. Gene Ontology annotation, molecular function: ribonucleoside-diphosphate reductase inhibitor activity. NCBI's taxonomy places the organism in Eukaryota, Fungi, Ascomycota, Sordariomycetes, Xylariales, Hypoxylaceae. The transcript has a single exon. Bases 615 to 1562 code for a protein of 315 amino acids. Gene Ontology annotation, cellular component: nucleus; cytoplasm.
CCCGUUACAUAAUGUUCAUUAGUAAGCGAAGGGCAGUCCGCAAGCCUCAAGCCUCAAGGUCCCUGAAAAGGUACUUUGGUACUUAGAUUGAAAGUAAAGUUCAAUAAUGCCAAGGUUUCCAUUAAACGCGUCAAAACACGCUUUGGGAAAUGGCCAUUACGUGCAUCGUGCAGCCUCCCCACUUCCAACUUUCAAUUAGCUGUCGUCCGAUCAGCCCCAGAUUAUCCCAGCCUCUCUUGCACUUUCUUACAAUUUCCCCCUUCUUUCCGUCUUUUUCUCCAUAUCUAAGAGAUAACCCCUAAAAGAUAACACAAUUGGCAUUGGACAAAAUAUGCUUUUUUAUUCAUAACAUCACCAAUUCUAGAUCCGGCUUCUUCGCGUCGAAAUAUUCAAUUCAUACUUCUGCACGUUUUCGUAGCUGCAGCUAUUGAGCGUUUGGAAAUAUUACCUUGCGUCAUUACAAUAAUUUGACCCCAAGAGAACCAACUAGAUCCCCGGACCUUCUUGGUAUUAUCAGAUCUAAGGUAAUUCUAUAUUUGGUCGGGGUGGGCCUCGUUUGCGUACGACACGUAAUAUCCUAUUCACCUCUUCAAGGUUCUUCACAGCCCUGAGCCAUGUCGGCCCCGCGAACAAAGCGCCAAUUCGCAGGCGCAGCAAGCGACCCUGCGCAGCGACAGAUCACCUCGUUCUUCACCACGCAACAACCCGACUAUAGCUCCUCCAUCAAUCAUACCAGCUCGCGGGCACAGAACCCUUCUGGUCUUGCUAACCCCUCUCUUCCCGCGUCGGUGCAGGCGAACCUCUUAUCGGUGGGCAUGCGAGUGCGCAAGUCUGUCCCCGAAGGCUACAAGACAGGAAGUUACAGCGCUUUUGGGCUCUGGGACGAGCGCAACAACAAUAACACCAACAACAAAAUCACCACCAGCGGCUCCGCAGCGGUUAUGGGCGAGGGACGAUCACGUGCUAAUGCCAUCUCGACGUCCCGGGAACUCCUUCCCUUCUGCGGAAUCCACAAGGUCGGCGGUUUAAGCCCUCAGCCUGAGAUUACCACCCAAUCGUUUCCUCCCCCGCCAUCUUACCAGCCGCUUCUCAGCCUCAACGGCGGGCCUCUCAACGAGACGAUGGACGAGGAUGUCCCCGGCCUGACGAGCAGCCAGGACUCCGUCGAGAGCACCGGCUCGAGCAUCUCGCGCGCGCGAACUCGCAAGCGUUCGUAUACCGAGGAUGAAGACGAGACACCCCAGACCCCGGGCCGUCUCAACCUCGACUUCAACACGUGGCUGUGGAGCGAUAGGUUCGACGGCGAGGUCAGCCCGCGGAGCGUGGCGCCUGCUGGUUGGAGUGCGGGCAACGGCAAUGGUAAUGGCAACGGCCGCGUGAUGGCGAUACCGCGGAAGGCCAAACUUCGAGGAACCAAGCUGGCGGCGGCGCAAGAGAACGUUAGAGUCGUAAACAGUGUCGACGGCUCAGACUUCGAAGAGGCGGAUUUCCUGGUCGAGACGUCCGAUCUGGGAUACGAACACGGUUCGCGCGGUUGGGAAGUCGAGAUGAGCGAUGUUUAGAGGGCGUGUGGAAGGUGAAGGAUACACUAAUCGUCUUCGGCGUGCAUUGAAUUUGAGUUACGUUUGGGAUACCCAGAAGAGCAGCAGCAGCAGCAGCAGUGAGUCACGAGAGUGGAAUAUGGAAUAAGAAGACGAAGAUAAGGCUGUUUGUGUGUUUGUCGUUUGUAUUUUUUUUUUUUUUUUUUUUUUCGGAUUAUCAUUGGCGGACCGGCGUUUCUAGCGAAAACUGCAUGGUUUGGCUUUUUUUUAAUGGAUCAACUUGGCAAUGCUCAAGUUGUACGGGGAUGUCUUACGCUGCGUUGGUUGCACUACAUACAUGCAUUAUGUAUCAUAUUGAGGACGGUACCUAGGGGGAGGAAGUAUACACACACACACACACACACACACGCAAGGGAGAAGCUAAUGUGUAGCAACCGAAAGCGUUGUUUGACUUAUCUCCAUAGGGAGAGC